Messenger RNA from Serpula lacrymans var. lacrymans S7.9, 1902 nucleotides. RefSeq lists its product as uncharacterized. Bases 14 to 1672 code for a protein of 552 amino acids. Gene Ontology annotation, molecular function: nucleic acid binding; exonuclease activity. The transcript is spliced from 7 exons. Lineage: Eukaryota; Fungi; Basidiomycota; Agaricomycetes; Boletales; Serpulaceae. Gene Ontology annotation, cellular component: nucleus. The record is from RefSeq and is a predicted model, not a curated record.
GUCUCCCAGAGCAAUGUCUCCAACGAGGCAUGACUGUAUGCGCCCGCCGUCCAUACUUUCCUCCACCACCGACCUACAUUCACCUCCCAUUCCCACUGAUUCUAUCGAUGACUCAAAGCAACCCUCUUCAUCGACAACGGCGACCAGCGUAUCUGGACCAUCAAAGCUCCCUAUGGCCAGCACCAGUGGCAGGACCUCAGCAGCCCCAGCAAAGAGGCCAUUCGAGCUUUCCGCUCCAUCUGCAUUAGAUGCCAGCACUAGCGAACCUCCGAGACAGCGCCAGAAGCUAAGCGCAACACAGAAGCCAAUUCCAAAACCUUCUAUACCACCAACGGCACAAUCAGGCGUUCCAAUUCUCAGAAUCAACGCUGCACUGUCUCAGGUGGCCUUGCCCGUUCGUCAGGCCAUGGUCAAAUCACUUUACGACCAUUUUGUUGUUUUAUACGACACGAUUCUUCCAACCAAUCCGACUAUCGCAACAGAACAUGCUCUUCGCCAGGAGGAAGAAGUAUACAAGAAGUCCAACAAACUUGCGUAUCGCAACGCAGUAAUAAGUUCAAUAGUAACUCUCAAGAAGCGUCCCUUUCCCGAUUCAAUAUCGCACCCUUCUGUAGGAACUGAAGGUGACCUUGCAAUUCGGGAAGAAUCGCGAAAGAAGCGGAAUUCCUUGCGGCUCACUCGUGCACAUCUCGACUCCCUCGUAAUGUCAAUAGAGGACAUGCAGAAGUGGGGGUACAUCACUGGGGUCCCGGACGGGAUCGGAGGUGACAGGCCACACGCCGAGGGAAAAGUGAUGCAAUGUGAACGAUGUGCACAGCCUUACAUGGUCAAACGAGAUGCCGGAGUAGAUGAAUGCAUAUUUCACUGGGGUAGACCAUUCACCAAGGCUAUAAAUGGCGAGAGAUUGCGACUCUAUUCUUGUUGCUCAAAAUCCACCAGUGAUGGUCAAGGGUGUAGCCGAGGGUCCCACGUAUUCUACGAAUCCAAUCCGGAGGAUAUUCAUGCUCGCCACCCUUUUUCCUUCACUAGUAAUCCAGCCCCCGAAGGAAAAUCAGCCGCUUCUUCCUCCGGUGAUACUGCCCUUGAUGUAGUUGCCCUUGAUUGCGAGAUGAUCUAUACCACCGGAGGUAUGCGGGUAGCACGUGUCUCGGUGGUGGAUGGUUCAGGCGCUGAAAUUUUUGAUGAGCUAGUCCGAAUGGAUGAGGGUGUUGAAAUAAUAGAUUAUAAUACCCGCUUCUCUGGCAUUACGCAGGAAGACCAUUCCAAGGCCACUUUAUCUCUAUCAUCAAUACGGAAUUCAUUAGAUGCCUUUAUAAACUCGGAUACCAUCAUUGUUGGUCAUGCCUUAGACAAUGACUUGAAAACACUGCGCAUGAUUCAUCACCGAUGCAUUGACACUGUUGUGCUCUUUCCCCACCGACUUGGGGCACCGUACAGGCGAGCUCUACGGGAUUUGGCAAAAGAACAUCUUGGCCUUACUAUACAGACUGGCGGUGGAUCAGUUGGUCACUCGUCUGUCGAAGACUCCAUAGCUACUCUUGACCUUGUACGGCAUUAUGUAUUGAACGACAUCAAGCCCAAGCCCAAGCCGACACCUUCAUCAACAUCGGCAUUAUCAGCUAAGGAAGGUACCGAUGUUGUUGCUACGUCUCAGUCCACACCUGCUUUGUAGCACUUGUAGCGCUGGGCUGAGUGAUGUAUGAUCAGCCAAACCUGCGAUGAACCCCAAUUUCGGUGAUGGCAGACAGAUCAUUAUAAAGCUCUAGUUCCCCCUGUCCCUGUCGGAUCAAACUACUGAUGCUGACAGUCGACAUCUGUAAAUAAGCCUUUUGAAAUUUGUUUGCUUGCUGACAAGGAUACAUAUACGUAGUAACUAAUUCCAUGAUUGUAUCACCUUUUUGG